CCUGCCCCCAUGAGUACCAGGCUGUUGAGGCUGGGCCAUCUCCUCCUCACUUCCAUUCUGACUGCAGUCUGUGGUUCUGAUUCCAUACCAGAGGGACUCAGGAUGUUGCUGGGAGCUGUUCUACUGCUAUUAGCUCUGCCCAGUCAUGGCCAGGAUACCACAACUCAAGGGCCCGGAGUCCUGCUUCCUCUGCCCAAGGGGGCCUGCACAGGUUGGAUGGCAGGCAUCCCAGGGCAUCCAGGCCAUAAUGGGGUCCCAGGUCGUGAUGGCAGAGAUGGCACCCCUGGCGAGAAGGGUGAGAAAGGAGAUCCAGGUCUUAUUGGUCCUAAGGGAGACACUGGUGAAACUGGAGUAACCGGGGCUGAAGGUCCCCGAGGCUUUCCGGGAAUCCAAGGCAGGAAAGGAGAACCUGGAGAAGGUGCCUAUGUAUACCGCUCAGCAUUCAGUGUGGGAUUGGAGACCUACGUUACUGUCCCCAACAUGCCCAUUCGCUUUACCAAGAUCUUCUACAAUCAGCAAAACCACUAUGAUGCCUCCACUGGUAAAUUCCACUGCAACAUUCCUGGGCUGUACUACUUUGCCUACCACAUCACAGUCUAUAUGAAGGAUGUGAAGGUCAGCCUCUUCAAGAAGGACAAGGCUAUGCUCUUCACCUAUGACCAGUACCAGGAAAAUAACGUGGACCAGGCCUCCGGCUCUGUGCUCCUGCAUCUGGAGGUGGGCGACCAAGUCUGGCUCCAGGUGUAUGGGGAAGGAGAGCGUAAUGGACUCUAUGCUGAUAAUGACAAUGACUCCACCUUCACAGGCUUUCUUCUCUACCACGACACCAACUGAUCACCACUAACUCAGAGCCUUGUCCCAGGCCAAACAGCCCCAAAGUCAAUUAAAGGCUUUCAGUACAGUUAGGAGACUA
Messenger RNA from Cercocebus atys (sooty mangabey), 913 nucleotides. RefSeq names its product adiponectin, C1Q and collagen domain containing (gene ADIPOQ). The record is from RefSeq and is a predicted model, not a curated record. Bases 10 to 834 code for a protein of 274 amino acids. Lineage: Eukaryota; Metazoa; Chordata; Mammalia; Primates; Cercopithecidae. The transcript has 3 exons. Gene Ontology annotation, molecular function: protein binding.